Molecule: messenger RNA, 822 nt
Organism: Telopea speciosissima
Lineage: Eukaryota; Viridiplantae; Streptophyta; Magnoliopsida; Proteales; Proteaceae
Exons: 2
Coding region: 190-807 (205 amino acids)
Cellular component (GO): membrane
Source: RefSeq, a predicted model, not a curated record
GUGAAACCGAUCGUUUCGUGUUUUACGGACAGGGGAAACAGGUUUAUCUGAUUGCAGAAACAGUUAUCUCCUCCAGCUUCUGCUCCGUCUUUACACACUCCACAGCUGGCGUAGCUGACUGUCGAAGCCUCGAAGGGGAAAAAGCGGCGGGUCGGAGCUGAAAAAUGUGUCUUCCUAUUCACGUUCUUAAUGAGCACUUCCAUUGUACAUUGUGAGAGCUUUAUCCUCUUUAAUCGUGGUGCAUUUCAGAAGCAUCUUCCUUCUCACAAUACAUCGAGUUCUUUGGUUUCACUGACUUGUGGAAGAAGGCGGCUUUGUGGGUUUAUUCCAAAUGCCAAAAAAGGGUAUUCAAGGAAGCGAAAAUGGUGGCAGAAGUUCUUUUUUGAUGAAGAAGGAAAUUGGCUUGGUUUAAAGGAGGAUGAUAUGCUUGAGGAUUCUAAUGACUCAAGCGAAGAGGAACUUUCAGAGGGAGACAAGUUUGAAGCAUGGAAGAGGAGAGUUGAGGCAAUUACAGAGCUGAGGGAGGCACAGGAAGAAAUGACAAAUGCAGAGAGUCGAGAGUGGGAAGAUUGGCUUGUUGCCGGGACACAUGGAGUCGACAGUUCUUCAUGGAGUCAAGAUUGGGGUGAUGGAAUUGAGGAAUCAAGAACAGAUGAACGAUCUGAUCCAAAUAAUAAUCUGCCUGAGAAGAGUUUGGUUGAAUCUGUGACAGAUUUGGUCCUUGGAAAGGAGGAUGAUUUGCUUUAUGAAGACCGUGUUUUUCGAUAUGCCUCGACAAAUUCGGUAAGUCUAUUUAGAACUGAUUGACAUCUAUAUAGUAUG